Aethalodelphis obliquidens (Pacific white-sided dolphin) is the source of this 6553-nucleotide messenger RNA. It is a transcript of the gene POLI, whose product is annotated as DNA polymerase iota. The record is from RefSeq and is a predicted model, not a curated record. Lineage: Eukaryota; Metazoa; Chordata; Mammalia; Artiodactyla; Delphinidae. The coding region runs from base 1210 to 3186 and encodes 658 amino acids. Gene Ontology annotation, biological process: translesion synthesis. The transcript is spliced from 10 exons. Gene Ontology annotation, molecular function: DNA-directed DNA polymerase activity; damaged DNA binding.
CCGUCCCGCCCGGCUCGGGUCCUUUCGUUUUCCGGGCUCCGCUGAGAGAGCUGCCCUUCGCUGCCCGGUGUUUUGAGGCCAAGAUCCCGAGAGGGAUUUUUUGACCAGUAGGAGUAGGGUGGGCGCGUCAGUUGGUUAAUCGAGGUUGCAUUUGUAAUCCCUGAAACAGCCCAGUGAAAGCGGAAGAGUCCCCGGCCGCCUAAAGGUUGCAGUAGCGGGGAAACUUGUCGCCCGUUUGGCAAAGGUUGGGGCCCCGGCUCAGCCCAGACGGGAAGGGACGGCGCAGCUCGGAACCGGGGACGAGGCACGUCUGCAGUGGCAGCCUCUUCGGUGACCCACUUCCAGCCUCUGGACCCUACUUUGCAGCGCGCCAAUCCUCGGGCCUGGGGCCAAGGCUCUCCUUCCCUGCCUCCUAGACCCCCGCCCCCUUUUUAAAAAACUUAAAUUUUAUAAUAAUUUUAGAAUUACAGAGAGAUGAACAGAUAGCUUUUCCUAACUUUAAUAUCUUACAUCACCGUGAUACAUUUGUCAAAACUAAGAAAGUAACAUUGGCAUACUAUUAAUGAAAGGACAAGCUUUAUUCAGAUUUUACCAUUUUUUUUCCACUUAAUUUUUUUCUGUUCCGGGCUCCAAACCAGAAAACCACAUUGCAUUUAGCCUGCCUUGUUUUUAACUGGUGUUAAGAGCUGUAGUCUCCUCUGUCUUAUCCCUCUACCCCUUCCCUCAAGACAUGAACCACUUUUAAAAUCCAGGAAAUAUUUACUCUGUCUUGCAAUUUAGCAAGUAUUCAUUGGUAGUCUAUUACAUGCCAGUCUCUGUUUUAGGUAUUGGGUAUUCAGCAUUGAACCAGCUAAUCUUGAUAUCAUAUGGGAGCUAGAUGUAGUCCAUCGGGACCCAUAGGUUCUGUCUUGUGCUGCUUUGUAUUUCAGAUUAUUUUUUUAAUUUAAGGACAUGCCACUUAGAAUACUUUUUAAGUUGGUUGAAAGAUCAGUGUUUAAACUUUUCUGCCCCUUGCAACUUUCUCUAAAUUUUCCCAUAAACUUCCAAGUCCUAGGAUUACCUCUUGCAAUCUUCCAUUAUUGAUAAUUUUUUUCCUUAAAUUUAUUACUAUCCUGAGAAAAAUAUAGUAUACAAAGAAAUAGGGUUCAGCAGAAAUUUUUGGUGGUUACCUGCAACUAUGAAGCUAGGGAACUUGGAGUUAAGAAACUUAUGAAUGUCAGAGAUGCAAAAGAAAAGUGUCCACAGCUAGUGUUAGUUAAUGGAGAAGAUUUGACUCGUUACAGAGAGGUGUCAUAUAAGGUUACAGAGUUGUUGGAAGAAUUUAGUCCAGUUGUUGAGAGACUCGGAUUUGAUGAAAAUUUUGUGGAUCUAACAGAAAUGGUUGAGAAGAGACUAGAGCAGCUUCAAAGGGAUGAACCCUCAGCACUGACUGUGUCGGGUCAUGUAUACGGUAAUCAGCCUAUAAACCUGCAUGACAUCUUGCACAUCAGACUACUUAUUGGAUCUCAGAUUGCAGCUGAGAUGCGGGAAGCCAUGUAUAAUCAGUUGGGUCUCACAGGCUGUGCUGGAGUGGCUUCUAAUAAAUUAUUGGCAAAAUUAGUGUCUGGCAUCUUUAAACCAAAUCAGCAAACACUCUUACUACCUGAAAGUUCUCAAGAUCUCAUUCAUAGUUUGAACCACAUAAAGAAAAUGCCAGGUAUUGGCUAUAAAACUACCAAACGUCUGGAAGCACUGGGUAUCAGUAGUGUGCGUGAUCUUCAAACCUUUUCAUCCAAAAUAUUAGAAAGGGAAUUAGGAAUUUCAGUUGCUCAGCGUAUCCAGAAGCUCAGUUUUGGAGAGGAUAACUCUCCUGUGACCCCCUCAGGACCUCCUCAGUCCUUUAGUGAGGAAGAUUCAUUUAAAAAAUGUUCAUCAGAAGUUGAAGCUAAAAAUAAGAUUGAAGAGCUACUUGCUAGUCUUUUGAACAGAGUCUGCCAAGAUGGAAGGAAGCCACAUACAAUAAGAUUAAUAAUCCGUCGGUAUUCAUCUGAGAAGCACUAUAGCCGUGAGAGUCGUCAGUGCCCAAUUCCAUCCCACAUAAUUCAGAAGUUAGGGAUAGAUAUUAAAAGUAAAGACUCAGUUAGGAAUGCUUCCCAACUCCAGAAAAAACAAAACUAUGGAAAUUAUGAUGUGAUGACCCCAAUGGUUGAUGUACUUAUGAAACUUUUUCGAAAUAUGGUGAAUGUGAAGAUGCCAUUUCAUCUUACCCUUUUAAGUGUGUGCUUCUGCAACCUUAAAGCCCUAAAUACUGCUAAGAAAGGGACUAUUGAUUAUUAUUUAACACCAUCAUUAUCAACAACUUCACGCUCUGGCAAGCACAGUUUUAAAAUGAAAGACACUCAUAUGGAGGAUUUUUCUAAAGACAAGGAAACAAAUUGGGAUUUGCUACCAACUGGAAAAAUUGAAAGUACAAGAACUGGGGAGUCUCCAUCAGAUACUACAAGUUUUUCUAAAGAAAAAGACAGUAACGAAUUUCCACUUUCCUCACUUCCUGCGGGUAUUGACCAAGAGGUCUUUAAGCAGCUUCCAGUAGAUAUUCAAGAAGAAAUCCUUUCUGGAAAAUCUAGAGAAAAAGUUCAAGGGAAAGGAAGUUUGAGUUGUCCAUUGCGUGCUUCUAGAGGAGUAUUAUCUUUCUUUUCUACAAAACAAAUGCAAGAUGGUUCCUUAAAUCCUAGGGAUCAUUUAUCCAAUACCAAACAGAUAUCCUCUGUAUCUCCCUGUGAACCAGGAACAUCAGGUUUAAAUAGCAGUAGUUCCUCUUAUGUGUCUAGCCAAAAGGAUUAUUCACAUUAUAUAGACAGUAACUUAAAAGAUGAACUGAUGAGUCAAGGACCUAAAGAGUCUCAAGGAUUCCACUUUUCAAAAACAGACCCUGCUGUAUCUGUUUUCCAUUCAUUUCCAAAUGUGCAGAGUGAGCAACUUUUCUCCAAAAACUGCACUACAGACAGCCAUAAACAACCGAUGGCAACAGUCUUUAUUCAUGAAGGACUUACAGAAAAUAGAGAGCAAGAUUCUACCAAAGAGAAAAUUACUUUUCCUUCUGACAUUGAUCCUGAAGUUUUCUAUGAACUACCAGAAGAGGUACAAAAAGAACUGUUGGCUGAUUGGAAGAGAACAGGAUCAGAUUUCCACACUGUACAUAAAUAAGCAUGCUCAGAAAAAAGGGAAAGACGUUCUCAGAUUAACAGUUUAUUAAGCUCUUCUAAAUUAAACACUAAUACUUUCAAUAAUGUAGAAACACAAUAUAAAAUGUUCCAGAUAAAGCAAACAUAGUUAUGGGAAGUAAAUUCUGGCACAAAGCAUAAAAAUAUUCGUAACAGAAAUAAUGUAAAAUGUUACCUUCCUCUUAUUUCUAAAGCUAUUUUAUAUUGCUUUUCAAUAAAAAGAAUAUCAUGGUCAGCAUUAGUACAUUUUCCAUUCAUUGUGGAAACAUUGGGAGGAAGAUAUAUAUGACUAUAUAAAAAAUAGAGUGGCCAAAUCAUUGGUAUGCUGUACCAAAGAGCAGGUUUUUUCUAUGAACUAUGGAGUUGCUCAAGAAAUUCACCUCAUUAGGAAAUAGCUAUAAGAAAUUCUAUUGCCUGCUAAAAAUGUAUGUCUUUGACUGAAGUACUAUGUACCAUUUGAUAAGUUGAUUUAAAAAAAAUACCAAAGCAAUGUAUAUUCAAUUAAUGAUUCUUAGUAUACCUAGAACCUACCACAAUGCCUGGCACACAGAGGGUGCUCAGUAAGUACUGAACGAAUGAGUUGUGUGGCAGAGGCCCAGCAGGGAAUUGGUCUGGGGAGUGUAUUUGUUGUAAAGAACUAGAAGGAACUCUCCAUACAAGUUGAUUAAGGGAAGGAUGACACUAGAAAUUCAAAGUGAUAGGUCUUUAAGAAUGUCAGAUAAUGGAAGAAGUCCAUUUCCUCUGGCCAGUCUGUAGGGUCUAAAAACAAUGGAUUAGGUGUGUUUUAAUCUCUACAAUUUUGUAGAUGAAGAUUUGGAGAUGAGAUUAAGGAUAUCAUACACAGUGACUAAAUUGAUGGGUAUCCUAUUUCUCCCAUUGUUGUUGCGUUCCCCUUUUGCCUUCAAGAUUAAGAAUCAGAUAUAAGCUUGUGGACAUUUUAUAAUUUGUAGGACAUAGAGAAUGUUUCUAGAAGGCACCAAAGUGUGGGUCAGCAUUGGAUUGGAGUAGGUCUGUUCUCAAGUUUAUAUCCUUUCCAGAUAUAAGAAAGAAAGGAUGAUAAAAAUAAAGUGUACAAACAUGAAUAAAAGUUGUUUAAAAAUAUUUUCUUCCUGGUGAGGACUUUUAAUUAGUUUUAGAUUUCUUGACAUCUGAGAAUUCCCUAACAAGGAUUUUUAACAGGGAGUUGGGGUUAUCAAAAACAAUAACUUGGAGCAAGAAUGUCAGAAAUUAUUUACCAUGCAAAUAUUUAGUGCUUAGGAUCAAAGGCUAUAGAAUUUUCUACAUGCAGUAUUCUGGUAAGGUAGUUAAAAUUCAUAUGAAGGGAUAUAUUACUUUUUUGGAUAAUACAUUUUUACAAAGUUUCUAAUAAUCCUUGUAAUUGUUUCAGCCAGAAAUCAUUGGACAACUGAAAAGUUAGAAAAAAAAAAAAGGUUAAGAAAAGUAAAGUAAACAGUUUGGGACAGUUUAAAAAGAGAAAAUGAAGUAGUAAAAAGUACACUUUCUUAAGUGAGAAUGCAAGGGGUAUAUCACCGCUCUGCUAUUUAUUUAUUCUGUGGCCUUAAGUUGGUCUUUCAACAUCUUUGUGCCUCAGCGUCUGACUUUUUAGAUUAUCUUUUUAUCUCUAUCUACUUUUAAUAAAAUAAUCUCUUUUUUCUUUGGUGUUCUACAGGUUUACUGUAAUGUUUGGAGAUGUGAAUUUCUUUUUAUUUAUUCUUGGUGUAUGCUGGCUUUCUGUAUCUUUCAAUUCAUUUUAGUUCUAUUAAAUUUUUAGCCACUCUUCAAAUACUGCUGCUCUAUUCUUCUAGGACUCUGAUUGCACAAAUGAUGGACUUUCUUACUCUAUCAUGUCCUUUAAUCUUUCAUAUUUUUCAUCAUCUUGUUUGUGCUGCAUUUUGGUUAAUUUCAUCAGCUCUGUGUCUUAUUUAGUAAUUCAUUUUUCAGCAAUGUCUGAUCGAUUUAAAAACACUAAUGAUGGUUUUAAUAUCAGUAGUUAUAUUCUUCAUUUUAUUCUUUUUCUAAUCUUCCUGUUUAUUCAUUAUAGUCUCUUGUAACUCCAUUUCUAAUUUUAAAAUUUUCAUAAAUAUUUCUUAUUCUAUUUCUGAUCAUUUCAGUAUUUUAAGUCUUAUAAGUCUAAAUUUUUGUGUGUACCAUUGUGUACUAAAUACUGUUGUGUACUAUUUUGGCUUGUUUUCUUUAGUAUGUGGCUAAGCUAAAUCUGUGGGAAAACAAAGGACCUAAAUUGUGUAUACUUUCCUUCAGAUGUGAUUUUGCAUUUGCUUCCGGUGAGGCAGUACCAAACCCAUUGGCACCACUGUAGCCCCGGCAAGGUUCCUGACUGAAUGCAGUUUGUCUUUGUCUUAUUUUCAGCACUCAGACAAGUUUGCUUCUUGCCUGAUGCUUCCUGCUCCUUUCCUGCUUUUGUUUCAGCUCAAUUUUUUUUUCCCCUGUGUGAGUGUAGAGGGAUGGGACCUGGAAAUUUCUCUUAUAUAGCACAACCCAGCAAUGAACUAAAUCGUUUGUUUUCUUCAGAAUCUAGUGUUUUGUAUUGGGAGAACACUUAAGAGUAUCUAUCCCACCAUAGUGCAGAAGUGCAAGUCUGUUUGGAUUUACUUUUUCCAUCUUAUUUUGUGCUUUCUAUUUUUUUCUUUUUCUAUGCUAUGCUUCUUUCCCAUCCUUAUCCCUUUCCUGUCUUCCUUUUGGCCUGGUUGAAUUUUCUAUUUUCCUUCUACUGAUUUGAAAUUUAAACAUUCUAAGUUUUUCAUUAUCCUUAAAAAUUUAACAUACUUAACAUCUAAAAAUUGUAUAUAUCUGUACCCUCUUUCCAAACAACACAAAGAUGUUAAAAUAUAUUAAUUUUAAUCAAAUUCCUCUAGUUCUUUAUAUAACCUCCAAAUUGGAUAUUGUUAGUGUUUUAUAUAGUUAAUGUUUGGGUUUGCUCACAUGUUUAUCUUUGUUGGUGGGGGGGGGAGGCUCACCUUUUUUUCUUGUAUUGCAGAUGUUUCUUCAAAAUACGAUUAUUUUUACUUUCUGAAAUUAUGUCUUCAGAACUGUGGAUUUAGAAUUGACUUCUCGGGUUGUUUUAAAAUAUAUUUACUUUUAUCUUUGGAGGUCUGCAGUUUUUACUAUAUGUCAAAAUAUAUAUUUAUUUUUAUCAUGUUUGGGAUUUGGGUGCUUUCUGAAUCUGCAGAUUUAUGUCUUUCAUUGAAUCUGGAUUAAUAUCAAUAUUUUAAAAUUUCUAUUGUCAAAUAUGUGUAUAGGAAAGUACAUAAAUGAAUGGACAUGUUAAUGGGUAAUCAUAAGCGAAAACUAUGUAACAUCCAGGUCAAGAAAUAAAAUAUAUCAAGGGAUCA